CCCGUCCCUCUCCCGUCCCUCUCCUAUCCACUCUCCUGUCCUUCUCCUGUCUCUCUCCUGUCUCUCUCCCGUCCCUCUCCUGUCCACUCUCCUGUCCUUCUCCUGUCUCUCUCCUGUCCACUCUCCUGUCUCUCUCAUGUCCACUCUCCUGUCACUCUCCUGUCCACUCACCUGUCCACUCUCCUGUCCACUCUCCUAUCCACUCUCCUGUCCACCCUCCUGUCCACUCUCCUGUCCACUCUCCUAUCCACUCUCCUAUCCACUCUCCUAUCCACUCUCCUGUCCACUCUCCUGUCCACUCUCCUGUCCACUCUCCUAUCCACUCUCCUGUCCACUCUCCUGUCCACUCUCCUAUCCACUCUCCUCUCUCUCCUGUCUCUCCUGUCCACUCUCCUGUCACUCUCCUGUCCACUCUCCUGUCACUCUCCUGUCCACUCUCCUAUCCACUCUCCUAUCCACUCUCCUGUCCACUCUCCUGUCACUCUCCUGUCUCUCUCCUGUCCCUCUCCUAUCCACUCUCCUAUCCACUCUCCUGUCACUCUCCUGUCCACUCUCAUGUCCACUCUCCUAUCCACUCUCCUGUCCACUCUCCUAUCCACUCUCCUGUCUCUCUCCUGUCCACUCUCCUAUCCACUCUCCUGUCCACUCUCCUGUCUCUCUCCUGUCCCUCUCCUGUUCACUCUCCUAUCCACUCUCCUGUCUCUCUCCUGUCCACUCUCCUGUCCACUCUCCUAUCCACUCUCCUGUCCACUCUCCUAUCCACUCUCCUGUCCACUCUCCUAUCCACUCUCCUGUCCACUCUCCUAUCCACUCUCCUAUCCACUCUCCUAUCCACUCUCCUGUCCACUCUCCUAUCCACUCUCCUGUCUCUCUCCUGUCUUUCUCCUGUCCACUCUCCUAUCCACUCUCCUGUCCACUCUCCUAUCCACUCUCCUGUCUCUCUCCUGUCUUUCUCCUGUCCACUCUCCUAUCCACUCUCCUGUCCACUCUCCUGUCUCUCCUGUCCCUCUCCUAUCUACUCUCCUAUCCACUCUCCUGUCACUCUCCUGUCCACUCUCCUGUCCACUCUCCUAUCCACUCUCCUGUCCACUCUCCUAUCCACUCUCCUGUCCACUCUCCUAUCCAUUCUCCUGUCUCGCUCCUGUCCACUCUCCUGUCACUCUCCUGUUCACUCUCCUAUCCACUCUCCUGUCUCUCUCCUGUCCACUCUCCUGUCUCUCUCCCGUCCCUCUCCCGUCCCUCUCCUAUCCACUCUCCUGUCUUUCUCCUGUCCACUCUCCUAUCCACUCUCCUAUCCACUCUCCUGUCCACUCUCCUAUCCACUCUCCUGUCUGUCUCCUGUCUUUCUCCUGUCCACUCUCCUAUCCACUCUCCUGUCCACUCUCCUGUCUCUCCUGUCCCUCUCCUAUCCACUCUCCUAUCCACUCUCCUGUCACUCUCCUGUCCACUCUCCUGUCCACUCUCCUAUCCACUCUCCUGUCCACUCUUCUAUCCACUCUCCUGUCCACUCUCCUAUCCAUUCUCCUGUCUCUCUCCUGUCCACUCUCCUGUCACUCUCCUGUUCACUCUCCUAUCCACUCUCCUGUCUCUCUCCUGUCCACUCUCCUGUCUCUCUCCCGUCCCUCUCCCGUCCCUCUCCUAUCCACUCUCCUGUCUCUCUCCCGUCCCUCUCCUAUCCACUCUCCUGUCCUUCUCCUGUCUCUCUCCUGUCUCUCUCCCGUCCCUCUCCUGUCCACUCUCCUGUCCUUCUCCUGUCUCUCUCCUGUCACUCUCCUGUCUCCCCUCCUAUCCACUCUCCUGUCUCUCUCCCGUCCCUCUCCCGUCCCUCUCCUAUCCACUCUUCUGUCCCUCUCCUGUCCCUCUCCUGUCUCUCUCCCGUCCCUCUCCCGUCCCUCUCCUGUCCACUCUCCUGUCCUCCUGUCUCUCUCCUGUCACUCUCCUGUCUCCCCUCCUGUCCACUCUCCUGUCUCUCUCCCGUCCCUCUCCCGUCCCUCUCCUAUCCACUCUUCUGUCCCUCUCCUGUCCCUCUCCUGUCUCUCUCCCAUCCCUCUCCCGUCCCUCUCCUGUCCCUCUCCUGUCUCUCUCCUGUCACUCUCCUGUCACUCUCCUGUCUCCCCUCCUAUCCACUCUCCUGUCCAUCUCCUUCCCAGGUACAGAGGACUACCGUAGCAGACUGAGUGGAGAGUGUUUCCAGGACCUGGUGUGUCCAGAGAAGUGUCGCUGUGAGGGCACCGUGGUGGACUGCUCCAACCUCAAACUGACCAAACUGCCUCCACACCUCCCCGAGCACACCACAGACCUGCGCCUGAAUGACAAUGAAAUGUCCAUCCUGGAGGCUGUGGGGACCUUUAAGAAGCUCCCCAACCUGAGGAAGAUUAACCUUAGCAACAACAAGCUGCGGGACAUACACGAGGGGGCCUUCGACGGAGCUGUGGGGGUCUUGGAGUUGCUUCUGACGGGCAACAAGCUGCAGGCGCUGCAGGGACGAAUGUUCCGAGGGCUGACCGGACUCAAGACACUGAUGCUGAGGAGUAACCAGCUAGGCUGUGUGGACAACACCACCUUCACAGGCCUGAGCUCCGUACGCCUGCUGUCUCUCUAUGACAACCGAAUCUCCACCAUCACCCCGGGAGCCUUCACCACACUGCACUCCCUCUCCACCAUUAACCUACUGUCCAACCCCUAUGUAUGUGACUGUCACCUGGCCUGGCUGGGUUUGUGGCUGAAGAAGACCAGGGUUGUGAGUGGGAACCCUCGUUGUCAAAAACCUGCCUUCCUCAAGGAGAUCCCCAUCCAGGACGUGGCUAAACCCGAUUUCACCUGCGACGGCACUGAGGAGAAUGUAUGUUUUCCAGUGUCAAGCUGCCCAGAGUCAUGCACAUGCUCAGACACAAUUGUGCGCUGCAGUAACCAGGGGCUACGCAUUCUGCCCAAGGGCAUACCCAAGGACACCACCGAGCUAUACCUGGAAGGAAACCUCCUGACAUCUGUUCCCAAAGAGCUGUCCAGUCUGAAGCAGCUGUCUCUUGUCGACCUGAGCAACAACAGCAUCAACACUGUGGUCUCCAUGACCUUCAGCAACAUGACUCAGCUCGCCACUCUGAUCCUGAGUUACAACCAGAUUCGAUGCAUCUCGCUAAAUGCAUUCUAUGGGCUUAAAUCUCUGCGUCUCUUGACUCUCCACGGAAACGACCUUUCAACUAUACCAGAGGGAACCUUCAACCACUUAACAUCUCUGUCUCAUCUGGCUCUGGGUGCCAACCCCCUGUAUUGUAACUGUGACCUGCGCUGGCUGUCUCAGUGGGUGAAGGCUGGCUUCAAGGAGCCUGGCAUCGCCCGCUGUUCCGGACCACCUGACAUGGCCGACCGCCUGCUGCUCACCACACCGCUCAACCGCUUCCAGUGCAAAGGCCCAGUUGAUCUGAAUCUGAUGUUGAAGUGUGCACCCUGUCUGGCUGGCCCCUGUUUGAACAAUGGCACAUGUGCCAGCGAUGUGGCUGGCUCCUACCAUUGCACCUGUCCCUUUGGCUACAAAGGACAGAACUGUGAGAUAUCCAUCAACGCCUGCAUCAGUUUCCCCUGUGCCAAUGGAGGGACCUGCCACGUGAUCCCAGGCCAAGAGGACCAGUUCAGCUGUACGUGUCCUCCUGGGUACGAGGGUCUGCAGUGUGAGGUGAAUCCUGACGAUUGUGAGGACAAUGACUGUGAGAACAACUCUACCUGUGUGGACAGCAUAAACAACUAUACCUGCUUCUGCCCCCCAAACUUCAUAGGGGAUCUAUGUGAGGAGGGAGUGGACCCCUGUAUGCUAGGCUUUGACCCCUGCCAGCAUGACUCCAAGUGCCUCCCCCUCACCAAAGGCUACAGGUGUGAGUGCCUACCAGGCUAUGUAGGCGAGCACUGUGAGCAGGACUACAACGACUGUCUGGAGAACAAGUGUCAGCAUGGGGCCGAGUGUGUGGACGCUGUCAAUGGAUACACAUGUGUGUGUAAAGAGGGCUUCAGUGGUCUGUUCUGCGAGAACCCUCCCCCUAUGAUCCUGCUGCAGACCAGCCCAUGUGACCAGUCAGAGUGUCAGAACGGAGCCCAGUGUCUAGUGAUGGCUGGGGAGCCUGUGUGCCGCUGUCUGCCUGGCUUCGCCGGAAACAAGUGCCACAAGAUCGUUACCGUCCACCUGCUGGGCAAAGAUGCCUACCUGGCGCUGUCCAGCGCCAAGAUACACAACUCUGCCCACAUCUCCCUACAGGUGGCUACAGAUAAGGACAAUGGUAUCCUGCUCUACAAGGAGGACCAUGAUCCUCUAGCCCUGGAGCUGUACCAGGGACACAUACGCAUCAUCUACGACAUCGCUAACUACCCGCUGACCACUGUCUACAGUGUUGAGUCUGUGAAUGAUGGUCUAUUUCACACGGUGGAGCUCCUGAUUCAGAACCACUCUCUGAGCCUGGUGGUGGACAAGGGAUCCCCCAAGAGUCUGGGCAAGCUGCCCCGCCAGCCCUCUUUGGACCACAUUACACAGCUCUACAUAGGAGGUAUACCCUUAGCGGUGGUGGCAUCAGGCCUGCGUUCAGGUCCCGACCGCAGCCCCCAGGCCUUCAAUGGCUGCAUCCACAAUGUCAGGAUCAACGGAGAGCUCCAGGAUCUGGGGGCAGCGCCACGCAGGGGGGAAGGCAUCCUGCCAGGCUGCCACUCCUGCAGUGUGUGUGCCCAAGGCGCCUGCAGACAGAGGGGGGAGACGGGUGUGUCCUGCGAGUGCCCACCCAGCCGCAGCGGAUCCCUCUGUGAUCAGAAGACUGCCCCCAGCCCCUGUCAGAGCAGCAGGUGUAUCCAUGGGCUGUGUGUGCCUAAGGCAUCAUCUUACAGUUGUCAGUGUGCUGAGGGCUACACAGGGCAGUACUGUGACAGGAGAGAGGAGCCCCAAGCCUGUAGGAGACACCAGUGUAGACACGGAGAGUGUAGGGUCACAGGGAGUGGGGAGCCCUCCUGCCACUGCCAGCCAGGCUACACUGGCCCUGCCUGUGCCACCGAUGUGACGUGCCAGGGAGAGGCGGUGCAUGAGCUGCUGAAGCGCCAGCAGCCCAUGAACACGUGCACCUCCACCAGUAAGAUCCCCCGGGUGGAGUGUCCCCGUGCCUGUGACGGGGGCCUCUGCUGCGCCCCAUCUAAGAGCCGGAGGCGGAAAGUGUUCUUCAAGUGCACCGACGGGAGCUCGUUCUCCGAGGAGAUUGAAAUCACCCUGGAGUGUGGCUGUGCCAAGUGCCCAUUGUAAUAUCCAGCUAUCACCAUGGAAAUAGCCACAAACUAAAUAAAGGACCUGCUGCCAGAGACCAAAAAUAAAAUAUAUUGUAAAAUAAAACAUAGAACUUAUUUUUAUUAAUGGAUUUUUUUUUAAAGAAGAGACUUGAUCAUUUAAAAUAUAAUGUUUUAUAUUAUUGUGUCAUAUGAAGUUAUUUUGUACCUUAAAAAAAACAAAAACAGAUUAACAUUCCUGAAAGUAUAUGAAUUUAUAUGUAUAAAUCUAUAUAAAUGUAUAACCCGAGCCCAUGGUUUUUAUUUGCCCAGUGUAUUAUUGCAUGUGAUUGUACGUGUUGAUAGGAUAGGGGAGUCUUUGGACACUUUAAAUGUGGAGCGAGAAGCUGAGGAAGCAAUACAAAAAGGCUGCGAAGAGAAGGAGAAGAUGGUGCUGCAUCUCCCCAGACAUAAAAAAGAGGAAGGCAGUCUUUUUCCUGACCUUCAGCUCUGGAGGAGGCAAACAAGGAACUGUCCCACUUUGCUUCCCAGCUUUAUAACGGACCUUCCCCACCACCAAGCUAGCUGAGCUCACGCUAAAGGACAUGAACUCUUAUCCACAGAGCUUACAAACAGUGAUUUAUACUUUGUGCCAUAGGAAAACCUUUUACAUUGUUACUGAUUUGUAUUUGUUUGGUGUGCCACAUCAGAGAUUCUAGAGUACCAACAGGCCAAGAUGGCUUCUACAGUUUCCUGUCAGCCAGUGAAGUUCUCCUGAAAUUCUGUACUGUGUGUUUCUCUGUGUUUCUUACAUGGUUGCAUGACAGACACAAAGAGUCUGAGGCAGAAUGUGAACUUUGUUUAUGAUACGGCGACGGAAGACCCUGCCAAUAUACGAUGGUUCCACCAUAGAAAUAGGAUCCUAGAAUCCUGUAUAUUUUAAUAAUAGAAGGUAUUCUAUUUUUAUGACAAACUCAUGAUGUUUGUCCUGGUGUCCAGGUAUCAUCAGCAAGGUAAGGUGUUGCUGAUGUGUCUAUGUGGUCACUGCUCCGUUGGAAAAGGACUUUAUAACACCUGGCCUGGGAAAUCUUUGUUGGACUUGAAUCAUAACCGUCUGUUACUAAUAACAUUAUUAAUUAAGCCCAUUAGUACCGGAUUGAAGUCAUCACAGGACGUGAGGUCUCAUCACAGUCGUCCCCCUGUCAGUCAGAAUAUAUCCAGUAACACUUUGUUCAUUUUGAUUUGAUUAUAGUACAACAUCAGGACACUGCUUUAAUGUACCGUACAUUUCAAAUAAAGUGUUACCAAAUAUACCUCAAUUGAGAGUUUGUCAGUGAUCAAGUUCAGUACUCCCAUUACCCCCAGUCCCUCACCCUAACAACUCCAAUACCACCAUGCCUCAAAUACAUGACAUUGAAUGCUUCCGUAUGUAUGGAACGUGUAGGCUCUACAAUGUAAAUGAUCUGUCGUGAGAUGCCUUGUAUUUUAUAAUAAUAACGAGUAUUAUGUUGGCCAUAAUAUAAGUUGCAUUCUCCAGAUAUAGAAUUUAUUUCUGGUAAAACAUGAACUUGUGAAUGAUGAAUAAUUAUGUUCAAUGUUGAAAUUAAAUCUACCGUGAAACGAG
This is a messenger RNA of Oncorhynchus keta (chum salmon), 6853 nucleotides long. RefSeq names its product slit homolog 3 protein-like. The record is from RefSeq and is a predicted model, not a curated record. NCBI's taxonomy places the organism in Eukaryota, Metazoa, Chordata, Actinopteri, Salmoniformes, Salmonidae. Gene Ontology annotation, biological process: axon guidance; negative chemotaxis. Gene Ontology annotation, molecular function: heparin binding; Roundabout binding; calcium ion binding. The coding region runs from base 137 to 5269 and encodes 1710 amino acids. The transcript is spliced from 22 exons.